AUGGCGAUAGAAGGUGUUCAUGCGGUUCGAGAGGCUAGAGAGGGGCAUCUUGUAGGGCAGCAGUCAGAGACCUCAACAAUUAAAGGCAGUGGAGGAGGGGAGUGGGACGACUCUCUGUGGUCCCUCAGUUGCACUGAGUCAGAGGACCAGUCCUCUGAGACCAAUACACCCGCUUCUGGCCUUACCCAGUCUCUUCCCACGCACACAAUACACUCCUCCCCGGAACAAAAGGUUGUCAUGCGGCGACAGCCCGGACUCACAAGACGGCACAUGCAGCGGGCAAAGACCAUGGGUUGCUACCUUCCGCUGAACAUAACUUACAGUCCGUCAAGCUCUCCCAAUGCUCCAAAGCCUUUCACGGCUAACGGGAUCCCUGCAGCCAUUGGGCUGGACUGCUUCGAGCUGCGACGGCGGAGCCGCAACGCUGAGGCAGCCAAGCGUCUCUCGCGCACAACCCGUGCUGCCGCCAGCACUGCCGCUGCAGUCACAGUUGAUGAGUCGCUGGGAGAGAGGAGUCUCAGAGAACGAUACGGUGUUCGUCGCAUACAGAGCCUAAAUCGGUACACCACAGCUGUUAGUAAUGGCAGGGAGUCCUGUCAGCUGAGUUGGGAAAGUCUUAGCACCAAACCUCCUAGACCACCAACAUCGCAUAGCUCGACCACCGCCAGCCCUUCGCGAUUGCAGACGCUUGACUCGGAAGUGAAUGUCAGCGAAGUAGCUGAAAUGGCUAGGGUGGAGGCGUUUUUUCCUCAUCACCAACAGCAACAGCAACAACAACAACAAAGCAUAGAAUGCAGCAAAUUCCGAGGGUCACGCUCCUUUGACCAGACAACGCUGAUUAAUCCUCAGACGAAUGUUGAUACGGAAGCAGCAGAAAAUACAAAGCGUAAAUUUCCACCUUCCCUUACUAAGCAAAGUUCAGAACCAGCAUCUCUGCCCUGCCGCACUCGACAGCAUCAGGCCCUCCUCUCUAUCCCUUCAGAAAGUAGGGAAGCAUUCCUGCCAAUUCGACCCUCGGUUAUGCGAACACCACUUGUCUCCCAAGGGAGCAGCAUUCAGAAAUCUGAAAAUAUUCCAUGUCUCAAUCAACUCAGCACAGAUUGUAGGAAGAAGUCUGACCCCACCGAAACGCAAAACCUUCAAGUUCCUGUGGUUCCAGUAGCAAUGACUACCAUUGGCUCAUCACCUCAUAAAGUAGGGGAAGAGGUGACUAUCGGAUGUCUGUAUCAGCAGCACCAACUUGCCAUGCCUGCACGACUGCCUCCAAGUGUGACAAUCACUUUGUAUGAACUCAUUCAGUUUUGCCACCUCUCCUCCACACACGUGCCUCCCCAGGCGCCCAAUAACCCCAUGAGACGCAACUCCUGGGAGGCAGGAGAGUUGAUCCCUGGCUUGGGCAUUCGCGUCUCCGUGGUGAGCGUCAAGCUUCCAUCACAUAUCAGACCACCACGUGUAUGGUGCGACAACACUGGUUCCCGAUCUCUCCAUCAUACGCCACGGAGUGCCUUCACCCCAGUGGCAGGGCCGGAUAGGUGUGCCUUGCUUUCACCCCUCGUUGUGGUAAUUGACGAGGUGUCGGUCUCUGGAAGCAUGUUUUUUCAACCGGGUCAGAUCAUUCUGGAGGUGAAUGGUGUCAACCUCUUUGUUGUGCCCGCCACGAGUAAACAAAGCCUAUUGACACGACUCAUACAAGCCAUUUUCGCUGCAUACAGCAAUAGUAAUGAAGGACUUUAUUUUACCUUAGCCACGCCAUAUCCCUGGCUCGUGAAAAGAGUCAGUCAUGAGGCAAUCGAGACCCGGUUUUACGAGCAACAUUAA
Molecule: messenger RNA, 1818 nt
Organism: Hydatigera taeniaeformis
Lineage: Eukaryota; Metazoa; Platyhelminthes; Cestoda; Cyclophyllidea; Taeniidae
Source: the annotation of a GenBank genome assembly